UAGGACAGUUAUCAAGCCGUUGUGGGAGAAGGUGAGAGAGGUAAUCAAAGAAGAUGCUCGAGAGACGACUGGGCAAGAGGCGGUUGUGAACGGGCACACCGAGAGGAGAAGAGGCUACCAGUGUUUUUGGGGAGCCAAAUGGACUGUGUUCCUGGCUGAUCAGCUCAUCAAUGAUUGUUUCUUUUCAUAGCUAUGUACUUGCACGCAUGCGGUAUGUCUCUGUUCGAUUGGUUAAGUCUUAUCGAGCUAUCUCAAGCCAAGUUGACCGCUUGAGGCACGUCCGUAAUAAUCAUAGGCACUCUCGCGGUCUUCUCAACUGAUAACGCGGAAGAAAGGCCCGUAUCAAUACGCUCGGCGGCUCAUUCUACUUGAUCCAUAAGACGUUUCCUGAUCCUGAUAAAAUCCUCGAUGGUUUUGAUUCGCACCAUUGAUGUGUCACCUUCCAUGGUAAACUGCUCAUGUGCAUGGGCAUCAGACUAUCAACAGCUCAGUGGACUGUACCACUGCCCUCAUACAGGCGCUGUGAUCACGAGAACAGCUACUUUGGACGGUUUUGAAGAAGAUGAAAGCCAUACAGUAGCGUUCAUGAAGGACUCCCUUUCGUCCCUUAAUUCGUACGGAUAUUCUCCACAUCCAUUGUAUGCAUAUCUCGCAUGGAUUCAGGAGUUAUUAGAAAAAGGAUUGUCUCCCAAACCAUUCAUAAUCAGCAUCACAGAGUCUAGCGCCGAGAGGCUUUCCGAAAUGUUAGUCACGAUACAACAGUUCCGCGCGUCAAAUUCCACAUGGCGCUCUCGCAUCGCUGUCGAGUUUAACUCUAGCUGCCCAAAUAUCAAAGGUCAUCCUCCGCCCUCAUACCACCUUCCUUCUCUCAAGCCAUAUCUCGACGUCUUCGCAAAGGCUUUCCAAGAUGACUCAACGCUUACAAUCGGGCUCAAGCUCCCGCCGUACAUCAUAACAACCCAAUUUCAUGAUCUCAUCGAAUGCAUAUCGUCUUACACCCGCACCGAUUCUGGUAACCCCACAAACCCCAUCGCCUACUUCACGUGCACAAACACCCUCGGGAACAGCCUCGUCUUUGCUGAUCAGACCCCCACCCCAGAUGCAAAGACAGACACGUCCCCGUUUGCCGUGCCUCCAGGUUUGGGUGGCCUCGCAGGCGAGGCUAUUCAUGCUCUCUCCUUAGGGAAUGUGUACACCUUUUCGCGACUUCUCGCGGAGUCAGAUGACCCGGCGAUGCGGGAAAUUGUCAUCAUUGGCGCUGGGGGCGUGACAUCCCCAGAGGCUGUUCGACGGAUGAAUCGUGCCGGUGCAAGGAUCGUAGGUUGUGCGACGUUGUUGGGUAAAGAGGGCGUCAGAGCCUUUGAGAUCUUGUCUGGAAACUUGUGAAUGGGUUUGUGGUUGGCAAAGGUUACAUUCCGACGUCCGUAUGUCCUUCAAAGAUGGUUUGAGGAGUCAGAUGACCCGGCGAUUUGGAAAAUUGUCAUCAUUGGCGCUGGGGGCGUGACAUCCCCAAGGCUGUUUGGAUGAAUAUUAAUCGUGCCGUUGCGAGGAUUGUAGGUUGUGCAAGAUGUGUCUUCAUAUUUUGUUCCGUCAGAAAAUGAUACAGAUAUGAUACCUGAUCAAUCUAAAUUACAUAAUGUGCAAAAAUACAGCUAGAAAUGACUCACAAUUCUUGACUAGUAGGAGAUGCAACUUU
Molecule: messenger RNA, 1696 nt
Organism: Suillus fuscotomentosus
Lineage: Eukaryota; Fungi; Basidiomycota; Agaricomycetes; Boletales; Suillaceae
Exons: 2
Coding region: 409-1386 (325 amino acids)
Biological process (GO): UMP biosynthetic process; 'de novo' pyrimidine nucleobase biosynthetic process
Cellular component (GO): cytoplasm
Molecular function (GO): zinc ion binding; dihydroorotate dehydrogenase activity
Source: RefSeq, a predicted model, not a curated record